This is a messenger RNA of Elgaria multicarinata webbii, 2344 nucleotides long. It is a transcript of the gene HNRNPH3, whose product is annotated as heterogeneous nuclear ribonucleoprotein H3. The coding region runs from base 174 to 1199 and encodes 341 amino acids. The transcript has 10 exons. The record is from RefSeq and is a predicted model, not a curated record. Lineage: Eukaryota; Metazoa; Chordata; Lepidosauria; Squamata; Anguidae. Gene Ontology annotation, cellular component: ribonucleoprotein complex. Gene Ontology annotation, molecular function: RNA binding.
CAGUGGGGGCCGUGUCAUCGCGAGACGCGUGCCUGCGACGCCAUCCUGUCUGCCUCAGCUGCGUAGCUUGUUAGUUCGCCGCCCGUUAAACGCUUCCUUGCUCUUUGUGGGGGAAGUUCAGCGCUGCCGUUUGCGCCGAUCGACUGGGGAAGUGGGUGAGGUGUUGCCGCAAAAUGGACUGGGCUGGGAAACAUAAUGGUCCAAAUGAUUCAUCUAGUGAUGGAACAGUACGAUUGCGUGGUCUGCCAUUUGGCUGCAGCAAGGAGGAGAUCGUUCAGUUCUUUCAAGGGUUGGAAAUCGUGCCAAAUGGGAUAACAUUGACGCUGGACUACCAGGGGAGAAGCACAGGGGAGGCCUUCGUGCAGUUUGCUUCAAAGGAGAUAGCAGAAAAAGCUCUGGGGAAACACAAGGAAAGAAUAGGGCACAGAUAUAUUGAGAUCUUCAAAAGUAGUAAGAGUGAAAUCCGAGGAUUUUAUGACCCACCACGAAGAAUGAUGGGACAGCGACCUGGACCAUAUGAUAGACCAAUGGGAGGAAGAGGGGGUUAUUAUGGAGCUGGGCGUGGAAGUAUGUAUGACAGAAUGCGUCGAGGAGGUGGUGGAUAUGACGGUGGAUAUGGUGGCUUUGAUGACUAUGGUGGCUAUAACAAUUAUGGCUAUGGAAAUGAUGGCUAUGAUGACAGAAUGCGGGAUGGGAGAGGAAUGGGAGGCCAUGGCUAUGGCGGAGCAGGAGAUGCAAGUUCAGGUUUUCAUGGUGGUCAUUUCGUUCACAUGAGAGGAUUGCCAUUCCGAGCAACAGAAAAUGACAUUGCCAAUUUUUUCUCACCACUGACUCCUAUAAGAGUUCAUAUUGACAUUGGAGCAGAUGGAAGAGCAACAGGAGAAGCUGAUGUAGAAUUUGUGACACACGAAGAUGCAGUGGCUGCUAUGUCUAAAGAUAAAAAUCAUAUGCAGCAUCGAUACAUUGAGCUGUUUCUGAAUUCAACUGCUGGAGGUGGUUCUGGAAUGGGAGGUUAUGGCAGAGAUGGCAUGGAUCAAGGUGGUUAUGGUUCUGUUGGAAGAAUGGGAAUGGGCAGCAGUUACAGUGGAGGAUAUGGUACUCCUGAUGGUUUGGGUGGCUAUGGUCGUGGCAGUGGAAAUAGCGGUGGAUACUACGGGCAAGGCAACAUGGGAGGAGGUGGAUGGCGUGGAAUGUAUUGAAGAGUGGCAUUGAGACUACAAAGCAUAUUGGAAGGAAACAGUAUCUGGUCUACUAGACUUUCUUACAAAACUUAAUUUCUUUUGUAUUGAAAACUUUAUAAUGACUGAAGGAAUGUGUUUUCCCAUUAUUUGGUAAGCAACAGAUUGUGAUGGGGAAAUCUGUUUUCUGUAGGUUUUAUUUGUUGCAUACUCUGACUUUAAAUAAAUUUUUUAUAUUCAAACCACUGAUGUUGAUACUUUUUAUACUAGUUGCUCCUAAAGGUAUGUUGCAUAUUCCAGAACUCUGUUUGUUUAAGAGAUUUGAUUCAUUAAAGCAGUUGUACUGUAGGUUCUCAUUGAUACAACAUUCUGUAAAAUGGGGGGAAAAACAUCGUUGAUAAUACAUUUGUUGAAAUUUGAAAUUAAGUAUAGCAUAGUUUCUUUUAGUUAAGCUAAUAUAAACUGCUUGUCAGUGAAGACAAAUUCCCAUAGCAGUAUGUCUCAAAAUUGUGCUGGGCAUGAAGGCCGUGAGUUUAAAGUUCUGGAAUGACCUAAUGCACAACUGCUAUCUAAAAAAAAGCUGGUUGAUGUCUGAACUGUAUGCAUGCCAGAAAUCUAAUCCUUAAAGUGUAUGUUAAGUAUUGGUACAAAUCCAUGUAUCAAACUUCAUACUUGUAUCUUUGGCAAUCAGAUUUUCAGAUACAUUGUGUAUAAUAUAUUGACAAUAUAGGGGAGGGAAGCAUCAAAUUAUUACUUUAGUAGACAACAAUAUCCAUUGAAAAGUCAGUAAUAAUUUCCUUAGAAAUAAAACAUACAAUUGACUUUGGAACAUUGCUCCUAUUGCUAAAGACUCCUAUGUAAGGAUUGUUGAGGGACCUGCCAGGCAGACAAACACUUCCAACAGAAAGUUUGGCAAAUGAUUAAAUUACACAAAUAUGUGGUCCUCUAUCUGUACAUUUAACAUGUAAGAUGUUUGAAUGAAAUACUGUUUAGACACUUAAGCAUUCUCUGUGUAUUGACAAAAAGUACGAAAUACUCAACUUCAUUCAUUUCAGCUGCUUGUCCUCCAAAUUUUUCCAAUAAUUUGUCAAGUGUGAUCAAUUAUUGAAAGUUUGUUACCUGUUUUUGCUAGUAAUGUUAUGUAUGUAAUAAAUGUCUUAUUGUGG